AUGUCUACGAUUCAACAGCUCAAGAACUUCAUUCGCCAUGGCAAACAAGCACGCACUACUUUCCCCGAAGAAACGCGCAAGAAUGAGGCCCCUCAAUCUAUACCACAGCCGCCCCCAGAGAAAUCUGUUCCAACAGGUCCUGUGUAUGGCAACCCUGCCGGACACCAGGAGCCCCUCGCAGCAUACUCGGAAGCACCCGGCGAUCAGCAGAACCGCGCGGCGCAGGCUGGCCAUGCCGCAGCUCACCAUGCCGAGCCUGCUCAAGUCAAUGGUACCAAGGGCAUAAGAGUUGACGAGGCAAACCUGGCCCAAAUCAUCGCCGAGGAGAAUGCAAGCAAGAGCAAAUUCCCCAAGUAUCCUGACCUGGAACGCUGGGAGCUUCUCGAAAAGAUGGGCGAUGGUGCCUUUAGCAACGUCUACCGUGCACGCGAUUUGCAUGGAGAACAUGGCGAGGUAGCCAUCAAAGUCGUACGCAAGUACGAGAUGAACCGUAUGCAACGUUCGAAUAUCCUCAAAGAGGUUCAGAUCAUGCGCCAGCUCGAUCACCCCAACAUUGUCAAACUCAUCGAAUUUUCCGAGUCCAAGCAAUACUACUACAUCGUCCUGGAGCUGGCCCCUGGUGGCGAGCUGUUCCACCAAAUCGUACGACUGACCUACUUCAGCGAAGAGCUGUCUCGCCAUGUCAUCGUCCGCGUCGCCAGAGCGCUCGAGUACCUUCACGAGGAGAAGGGCGUCGUCCACCGUGACAUCAAGCCCGAGAAUAUCCUCUUCAACCCGAUCCCAUUCAUUCCAUCCAAGCACCCGAAGCCCAAGCAGCCAGGAGAUGAGGACAAGGUCGACGAGGGCGAGUUCAUCCCCGGCCUGGGAGCCGGAGGCAUCGGCGAGAUCAAGAUUGCCGACUUCGGUCUCUCCAAGAUUGUUUGGGAAGCACAGACCAUGACUCCCUGUGGUACUGUUGGCUAUACUGCUCCCGAGAUCGUCAAGGAUGAGAGAUACUCAAAGUCGGUUGACAUGUGGGCGCUGGGCUGCGUUCUCUACACUCUGCUCUGCGGAUUCCCGCCCUUCUACGAUGAGAGCAUAGAAGUGCUCACCGAAAAGGUUGCCAAGGGCCAGUACACCUUCCUGUCGCCGUGGUGGGACGAUAUCUCCUCGUCUGCCAAGGACCUCAUCAGCCAUCUUUUGACGGUAGACCCCGACAAGCGCUACACCAUCAGAGAGUUCCUUGCCCACCCAUGGAUCCAGGAGGUUGGACCGACUCCCCGAGACGAAAAGGCUCCCGGAAUGGUGCCGCUUAAGCAAUUCAACGCUGCUCACUUCGAAGAGUCCGGCAAGCGAUACGACUUCCGAUCUCCCGCAGCCGUCAACCUUCGCGAGGUGUUUGAUGUCAGCUAUGCCGUCCAUCGCCAGGAGGAGGAGGCCAAGAGAAGAGCGCAGGUCGGUGCACGGGCUGGAGGUGCUGGACGCCCCCUUGGAGGCCUCAAUGAAGAAGAGGAAGAGGAAGAAGAAGAGGAUAGCGAUGAUCACAUGGAUGUCGACAAGGAUGAUGCCAACAACAAGACUCAGGCCCUGGAGCAGAGAAUGCAAAGAGCCAACAUCCAGGAUGACACCACCCAUACCCGUGGCCGCGAGCGGGAACGAGCUGGCGAGAAAGGCUAUGGACAACAUUCGGCAGCCGUGGCCGCUGCCGCGCGACAACAAGUGCGGGAGAGACAACGCCAGAAGGGCGCGUUUGAGCUCAACCUCGACAACGCAACGCUUCUGGGGAAGCGAGGCAAGAAGGUUCCCGUCAUGGGAGCAUAG
Trichoderma aggressivum f. europaeum is the source of this 1800-nucleotide messenger RNA. RefSeq lists its product as uncharacterized. The transcript is spliced from 4 exons. The record is from RefSeq and is a predicted model, not a curated record. NCBI's taxonomy places the organism in Eukaryota, Fungi, Ascomycota, Sordariomycetes, Hypocreales, Hypocreaceae. Gene Ontology annotation, molecular function: protein kinase activity; ATP binding. Gene Ontology annotation, biological process: protein phosphorylation. The coding region runs from base 1 to 1800 and encodes 599 amino acids.